Acaulospora morrowiae is the source of this 1134-nucleotide messenger RNA. NCBI's taxonomy places the organism in Eukaryota, Fungi, Glomeromycota, Glomeromycetes, Diversisporales, Acaulosporaceae. The record is from the annotation of a GenBank genome assembly.
AUGGUCAUCCACCGUUUAAUAAAAAGAGCUUAUUCUUCCACCUUGCUCUCGAGAAACAAUUCAUUUUACACAAAUCAACUAUUUCAACAACAGUGGAGACCAAAAUACACACCAUUAGAACCGAAAAGUCUUGGUUCACGAAGUAUACACCUCGUCCAACCUUUACCUUUCGUCAUAGAAGAGGGACUUCCCCCACUAUUUUCAGCUGAAACCUUGAAGGACUUAUGGGAGUAUCAGUCUUCACUUAUUGAUACCCUAAAUAAUCUUGUUGCCGGAACGGAAUUCGAACAAGAACACAUAUUCACGACCAUUGCGAAAACCGCGCAAGUACCGGAAAAGGCACAAUUGUUUAAUUGCGCUUCUCAAGUGUGGAAUAAUGAUUUUUUUCUGCGAACCUUGAGUACAAGUGGCAAGCAGCUGACACCUCUCUCAAAUUCGAGCGAAAGCAUCAAAUAUGAAUUUGGGUCAUUCGAAAAUUUCCAGAAUCAUUUUAAAUAUAUGGCCUUGGGUUUAUUCGGUUCGGGCUGGACGUGGCUUGUGUUGACCGAAUUUCGUGUCCUUCGAAUAAUCAACACGUACAACGCAGGUAUAAUCAAUGAUAAAACCGGUACCCUUCCUAAAGCAAACGCAUGUUCAACAAGUUUAUUGUUAUCAUUUCAAUCAGGAACUCCCCUCGAUACGACACGUCUUCAAUCCUACGAUCCCAACAACCAUCCUUCGCCACUACCCGAUUCGCCAUUCUUUUUCACCGCCACCUCACCAUUCUCACCAACCGCCAACAUCAAUGAAUCGACAAAACCUCUUCCACCACCAUCCAUAAAAUUAGUUCAGGAACCAACGCACCAAUCAAAAUUCAUCCCUUUGUUAGCACUGAAUGUAUGGGAACAUGCGUACCUUCGAGAUUUUGGCAUGGAAGGCAAGGAAAAAUACAUAGACGCGUUUUGGAACUGUGUCGAUUGGUAUAAGGUGGAAGAACGAAUCACUGCCUAUCAGUUGCGAACAAAUUCUACCUUUACGUCAAUUUCGGACAAUGAUUUAAUGUUGUCUCGUGAUGGUCGAGGAAAUCUUGAAAGAAAGGAGAAAUCGCCAUUCGUUAACUUUAACGCGAAUGUGAACACGAGCGAUCCUGUUUAA